Messenger RNA from Chrysemys picta bellii (western painted turtle), 2973 nucleotides. RefSeq lists its product as uncharacterized. NCBI's taxonomy places the organism in Eukaryota, Metazoa, Chordata, Testudines, Emydidae. The record is from RefSeq and is a predicted model, not a curated record.
AGCAACUGGGGAAAGGCAGCUCACAGCUGGGAGAAAGUUUCCCUGCAGAGAAGGAAGCCCCCUUCCCCCUUCCAGGAGGCAGGGCAGGUUGGGACCUGCAGGAGACUCUGAGCCAGGGCCUUGCUUCUCCUUGUGGGGACAGGGAGAUGUGGAGGUGAGAACUCCUGCAGCAGGGGCCAUACAAAAGGAGAGCCUCGAAGAUGAAAAGUGGUUUUAUUGCCCCUCCCCUUCCACCUGGCCACAUGGCUCCCUCUUCGGCAGAGAGACCAGAGUAUUCGACAGUCACUUUCAGCUCCUGCCUGCUGCAAUGGAGUUUAGCAUCCAUUGUCCCUGUCCUGCUCACGGUUCUCCUGCUCCUUCUCUGCAUCCCCUUUAAAAGGAAAAACCGAAGUUUUUCCAUCAGACCCAUCGAGAGACGUGUCAACUCCUCCAAGCUCAUCAGAGUGACUCAGCUAGGAGACCAAUCAGCCAGCAGUCCCGCAGGGAAGCAACCAAAGGCUGGAACAACCAUGCAGGAAGGCAGCUCGUUGCCCAGCGACCCGGGAGCACCAGCCCAAAGGCAGAUAAAUGGCUUCACUGGAAACUCCCAUCCUCAGCCAGGAGGCUCCAGCCGCACAAAGGAUUUGGACUCCUCUCCAGCAAACCAUCGAGGGGAGAGAGAAUCCAGAGCAGCGGCCCUGGGUGUCUUGGGAAGCAGCUCCCCAACCGCUUCUCAGAAAAACUCAACUGCCCCAGAGGGUUUGCAGCUCCGGGAGCUCCCAGCAGCUCCAAGGAAUGUGCAAGUAAUGACUGCAGAGCAGCCUAGUUCCAGUCAGGACGCAUAUGGUCCAAUCUACGAAAGCAUCAGGGAUAAAGGAAUCACUUGCUGCCGAGGGAGUUUGUACGAACUACGUGCUGGCACCGCAGAGGGCCCCAAUAUGAACUCAGGCCAUGUUACUGCAGGGGGUGAGGAGAGUGAGCCGGGGGAAACACUGCCACGACGCACUAGCAAACAGGAGCAGCUUGUGGGUGAUGGUUCCAGUGGGGACCCCAGGGAGUCACCUCAGGAGUGGCAGGAACUUGCCUUGGAGGAAGAUGCCGUGAACGAGUCCUUGACUGAAAGGGAGAAGAAGCUAAGGGCGAUGUAUGCGCGAGUGUGUAAGAAAUCCAGGUCCCCCGGGCACACACCACCUGCAAACCCAGACGCGUCCACAGAGCCGGAAGAGGAGGAGCCUCCACCCCUACCAGAAAAGCACCUGGAUGAGAUCUAUGAGACCCUGGGGUCUGAGACGCAGGACAGUGAGGUGCCAACCGUCAUAGCCCAGCCAGAAGAAUGAGGAGCCCCAACUUCCGGGGAAGGCUACAUCGAGUGCAGCGAGAACUCCAACCCUGACUGGCCCUACCGGGAGAGGCAGACGUUUCCUGACCUUUCGUGCAGGGAUGCCAUGAAGCCACGCCUGACACUAAAGCAUCCCCAGCUCCUGCCCCUACCCUGUUAACGGUAUUACCCGGAUACACCAAGGACUUCCUUAGAGAUCUCAGUUAGGAAUGUCCCGCUGACACUGAUGUCGCAUUGUCGACAGCUCUAUCAAAGGUGAUGGAACAGCAUGUCUUACCCAGAGCAGCUGUUGAAGAAACUGAUACCAAUCAUGUUUGAGCAUGGAGUGUGACAUGACAGGCUCUGAGAGUUACAGGGAGACUAAGGGAGUGAUAGAUCUCCACUAGUAUCCUCCUGAGACCUACACACUGGGAAGGGAUGUCUGCACUUUUGGAGACACUGUUGUACAGAAACUGCCAGAUCCCUCCCUCUUACCCAACUGUUACUCCAGGGUUUGAAAGCCAGCGCUGUACAACAGCGUGGUACAAUAGCUGUGCACUCAGCUGUGAUGAAGUCUUGGCUAUUAACUGAAUGCCCUUGAGGAGGCAUUCCCUGGCUGGGUGCAGCAAGGUUUCAGAAAUGAAGAGCGUGUCUGGGAAGUCCCAAGGGGAAAGCAGAACGAGCAGGGUGAUUUCAGUACAUUAUGCAGGCAGGACAAAUCAGUCUAGGUCACCAUGUCCCACAGGGCUUUUGGAGGUGGCUUUUGGAAACUCGGGUCUAAUUCUGUAGGAGCCCAGUGGUUUAUCAGACCAAAUAGUAACUUACCAAAUUUCUCUUUCUUCAGCACUUGGUCUGGGAAUUAAUAGCCCUGCUGUGAUCUGAACUUUAGGGCCUUCUGAUAGUAAUCUGUAGCCUUAUCUCAGUUUCCCCCUGAAUCUGCUCUCUGAUACUGGCAUAAAUCCACUGACUUCAGUAGUGUUACUGCUGAAUUACACGUGCAGAGGAGAAUUGGGCCCAGUACUCUACUUGAGCUAAAAUCUACUGUCAGCAUGUCCCAGCCUGGCUUACCCAUUUUGAGUACGUCAUGACUAUAGAAACUGAUGCAUUGUGACUGUUAGUUAGUAUGAUCCCAGUAACUUUGUCAAAGUGCCGAUGGGGACAUUGUUCAGAACUGCAUCCGAUAGUGUUUGGUGCAAGGGGAAGGGCCAUCCCUUCUCCGUUAUCAACCCGGUUAUUCAGAGUUAAGACAAACAAAUAUCUGAGCCAAGCCUCCGAAAAGCAUUUUGCGGGAAAUGGCUGGGGGAUGUGCCAGGGAAUUCUGCCCUCCCUCCGCUAGCUGUCCUGAAAAUAAACCCAAAAAAGGUGAGUGUGUUCAUAUUAUAAGGAGGCAUCAAGAUCAAGACCCAUCUGAAGUCUGUCUCCCACCCACAAGAACUGGCAAAUAAUGUUUUACAGGGACUCUUAAAGCUUGGCUACCUAGCAAAGAGCUCACACAACCAUCUCUUAAGCAAAAAUUUCCAUCAUUCUGCUCUGCCCGGGGCUAUGAAAAUCAACAGGGUAAGAAACCAUUCUCACUGUGAAAUGUGUAUAUUUUUUCAUUUGUAUUAAGGUUCUGUUUGUAAGUAGUUUUUAAAUGGUUUAUCAGUGAUUAAUAAAUGGUUCAGAGAUUGUUACAG